AUGUCAAACUUGGCACAUCAGCACAUUAGCACCUCUGAUCUUUGUGAGCAAUGCAAGGCUGCUCUCGAGGACACCAUCCAUGCUUUGUGGGUACAAGAGGAUUACAGGAAGGAACUAUUCAUCAUGGUGGUCUGGGCUGUGUGGAACCGUCGCAACUCAUUAAAAUUUGGCCAUCCAACCGUAGCCGUGGACUGUAUCAACUUCAAGGCAGAGUAUCCAUUUUUCAAGGAAAACUUCGAUGCAGUGGUAUUCAAGACCAGCUCCUCAACUAGUAUCAGUGUGAUCAUUCAAGACGGCAUGGGAGAAGCAAUUGGAGCUCUAACAAUGCCUAUCCCUUUAGCCAACUCAGUAGCAACCAUGGAAGCUUUGGCUUGUCGCAGGGCGGUGCUGUUCGCCAAGGAAAUAGGACUCUCAGACAUGAUCUUUGAAGGUGAUUCUACAGAAGUGAUCCAGGCAAUCAUUCAAGAGAAUUUGGACCACCCGCACUUUGGUCACAUUAUUGAUGAUAUCACGAUUUUAGCUCUAGACUUAAACUCAUUUCAGUUUUGUCAUGUGAAAUGUAAUUGUAAUGUAGUUGCUGACGCUCUCGCUAAAAGAGCAAAAAAUUCCUCAAGCCUAGAUGUUUGGCUUGAAGAUGUACCGGAUGAUAUUGUUCACCUUCUUUCUUUUGAUGUUCCUUAA
Quercus lobata is the source of this 681-nucleotide messenger RNA. RefSeq lists its product as uncharacterized. The transcript is spliced from 3 exons. The record is from RefSeq and is a predicted model, not a curated record. Bases 1 to 681 code for a protein of 226 amino acids. Gene Ontology annotation, molecular function: RNA-DNA hybrid ribonuclease activity; nucleic acid binding. Lineage: Eukaryota; Viridiplantae; Streptophyta; Magnoliopsida; Fagales; Fagaceae.